GUAAUAUAUACUAAAUAUACUAUAUUUCUCUUUAACUAAACUUAAUAAAGAAAAUAUGAUAUCUUCAAUGGACAAUUAAUACAUGACUUAAACAGAACUUGAUGCUGUAUCAAACAUUGACAUCACAUAAAUAACAUUUUGCGAUCAGCUUCAUUUAAUUAUCCUUUCGCUUGACGAGUUUGUAUAUCGACGAUUAGGUCAAAUCUUUCAUCUUUGAUGCUGGUCUGGAAAUCAAUAUGGCGUCGGCCAUGUGUCGUUGUGUACGCCGAGUCCAACAGCUGGUUGCCUUUCUAUUUCGACGAGAUUAUUUUUGAGUGUUUUGUAUGUCAUCCAGCAUACUUGCUGAUGUUUCUGAGGAUGCGACGAUGGAGGGACAUUGGAAGACGAAACCCAGUCAUAAGGAAUGGCGUCGUAUCGCGAAGAGGGAGCGUCGUAGACGUAUCCGACAGAAAGCCGCUCAGGAACGUGAUGCCAACGAGGAGAAAUUGAGGGCAGCACUGAUGUCCAAUAUGGAGUAUUUAAAUCGGCGCGCCGAGCAGGAAAAGGAGAAGAAGGAGAAGGAAGCGCGAGAACAAGAGGAACACGCGGAACGGAAUAGACUAUGGUUGGAGGAGGAGGUAAGAGCGCAGAAGAAAUGGCAAGUUCUUCAGGAACAAAAAGCGAAAGAAGAGCAGCAAAGACUCGAGCAGGAGAUGAAGAUUCGUAAAGAAUUCGAGGCAAGGCUGGAAGCAAUACAAAAGAAGAAAGAAGAAGAAAAACGAAAACGCGAGGAGCAACUUCGAAAGCAGGAACAACUGCAGAAAGAGAUUGACGAUUACAUUGAUAAUGGAAUGAAAACACCCGAAGCUUUGCGAGAAGUCAUCGAUAAUCAACCUAGCAAAGACAUCUGUCCAUUUUUUACGAAAACAGGUGUUUGCCGAUAUGGAGAUAUGUGCUCAAAGAACCAUCGUAGAGUCUUUUUGAGUAAGGUGAUUCUUAUACCCGGAUUCUAUACACAUUUCUCGCUUGAGAAGAAUUCAGCAGAAUAUGAUACUGAUAUUGGCCUCGAAUUCGAAAGUUCAGAGACUUGGCAUCAUUUUCGCGAAUUCUAUGAGGAUGUAAUAACCGAAUUGGAAUCGUUUGGCAAAAUUAAAACGCUCAGAUGUUGCUGCAACACCGAAAUCCAUUUGCGUGGCAACCUGUACGUCGAGUAUUACACGGAAAGAGAGGCGGCCAGGGCUUGGAGGAAUCUGAAGGGACGCAGAUACGCCAGCAAGCAACUCAACUGCGAAUUCGUCAACUUGACGUCCUGGAGGAAUGCUAUCUGCGGUAUGCCCAAGUGUCCAAAGGGUAGCAGAGCUUGCAAUUUUCUUCAUACCUUCAGAAACCCGCACGAUGAAUACGGUAUUAAGAGUCCACCUCGACGGGCGAAGGGUACUUUUCAAGACUCGAAUAACAGCAAGAGAAGCGAGCGUAGUAAUAAAUCCAAAUUGGAGGAAUCUGUUCGAGAUGAUAAUGGAAAAGAUCGCAAUUGGAGAUGGUCUUCCGAAUCUCCCGAAAUUGAAAUAAACGAUUGCUCGAAAGAUUCAGAGAGGAAACGUUCCCAUUCUACGGAAAGAAGAUCGCGUAGAUCUUUACGGGAUAAAAGACACAGUCAGAGCGAAAGAUCGAGCAGUUCUAGGAGUAAAACGUCAUCCAAAAAACGUCGGUCAAGCCGUUCCAAGAGAGCUUACGAUGACGAAGACCAGGAUAAGAAGGCAAAAUUGGACAUGCACUCUUCCAAAAGGCAUGAAAAAGGGUGUAGAAAAAGAAGAAGUGAUAGUGAAAAUGGCCACAAAACCUCCAGAAGAAAGUAUUAAAGAUAUUAGAAAUGGAUACGAAAAGAAGAAAUAUGUAAAGGAAGACAGUUCCUAAAAAAAGAUCCAAAGAUAAACUGUAAAGUUAAAAAUAGUGCUUUUAAAAAUAUUGCAAACAAUUGUAUUAAGGUGACAGAAUAUGUGAAAACAACGAUUGACAAUAUUUUGUAUCCGAUCUUAGGCGGUCAGCGUACUAUUUUUUUAUUUUUUUAUUUUGAUUUUAAUUUUAACAAAAACUGUUAUUUGAUUCUGUCUCUUUACAUAUAACUGUAUAAU
Molecule: messenger RNA, 2111 nt
Organism: Formica exsecta
Lineage: Eukaryota; Metazoa; Arthropoda; Insecta; Hymenoptera; Formicidae
Product: U2 small nuclear ribonucleoprotein auxiliary factor 35 kDa subunit-related protein 2
Exons: 4
Coding region: 324-1838 (504 amino acids)
Biological process (GO): mRNA splicing, via spliceosome
Cellular component (GO): spliceosomal complex; U2AF complex
Molecular function (GO): pre-mRNA 3'-splice site binding; metal ion binding
Source: RefSeq, a predicted model, not a curated record